Prunus armeniaca (apricot) is the source of this 1719-nucleotide messenger RNA. The record is from the annotation of a GenBank genome assembly. NCBI's taxonomy places the organism in Eukaryota, Viridiplantae, Streptophyta, Magnoliopsida, Rosales, Rosaceae.
AUGAGAGCUCCUGAUCAUGGCAGUGGCGGCACAGGCAUACGCAGUUGGGUGGACAUGAAGGGCCUUUUCCUCCAAGUCCUCACAGGAAGAUGGCUCAUGGUGUUUGCUUCAUUUCUAAUGAUGGUCACUGCAGGGGCAAGCUACAUGUUCGGCCUCUACUCCAACGACAUAAAAUUCGUGCUGGGAUACGACCAAACGACACUCAACUUGAUCAGUUUCUUCAAGGACUUAGGCGCCAACGUUGGCAUCUUGUCCGGCCUGAUCAAUGAGGUAACACCCCCGUGGGUGGUCCUAUCAAUCGGUGCGGUCCUAAACUUUUUCGGUCACUUCAUGAUCUGGCUUGCAAUAACACAAAAAAUCCCAAAGCCUCAAGUCUGGCACAUGUGCUUGUACAUGUCCAUAGGGGCCAAUUCACAUACUUUCACCAACACUGGAGCCCUUGUUACAUGUGUCAAGAACUUCCCAGAAAGCCGUGGUGUCGUGUUAGGCCUUCUCAAAGGCUAUACCGGCAUAAGCGCAGCUGUGAUCUCACAGCUCUACCAUGCUGCCUAUGGUGAUGACACAAAGUCUUUCACUUUGGUGGUGGCUUGGCUUCCAACUGCUCUCUCUUUGAUUUUCAUUGGAACCAUUCGGAUCAUCAAGGCUAGUCGCCGCCCGAACGAGCUCAGAGCUUUCUAUAAUUUCCUUUAUAUAUCUCUUGGCCUAGCAGCAUUUUUGUUGAUUAUAAUUGUUGUUGAGAAAAGGUUCAGGUUUAGCCAGAGCCAGUAUGUUGGAAGUGCAGCUGUUGUGCUUUUUCUGCUCUUUUUACCACUUGCUGUGGUUAUUAUGGAAGAAUAUAAAGUUUGGCAGAGCAAGAGAUCGAUGUCCCUGAAUUUAGAUUCUGAUCCUUCACCUGUCAAAAUUGUAACCGAAGGCCAAAACCCUGAUGCCAUUUCAUCCCCAACAUACAAAAAGGUUCCAUCUUGGAACAAGGACAUACUUAACCCACCAGAGAUAGGUGAAGACUUCACAAUAUUGCAAGCACUUUUCAGCAUUGAAAUGCUGACUUUGUUGUUGGCAACAGUUUGUGGCCUUGGAGGAACCAUGACCAUGAUGGACAACUUGGGGCAGAUUGGAACUUCUUUCGGCUACCCUUUGCGAAGCAUAAGAAAUUUCGUGUCGCUUACGAGCAUUUGGAAUUUUCUGGGACAGAUUGUUGCUGGCAUAGGCUCAGAAAUGUUCAUUAUCAAGUACAAAUGGCCUCGCCCUCUCAUCUUCACUGCAGUUCUGUUGCUCUCAUGUGUUGGCCAUCUCAUAAUUGCAUUCAAUGUCCCCUAUGGCCUCUAUGUUUCUUCAGUGGUUACUGGUUUCUGUUUUGGUGCACAUUGGCCUUUGAUUUUCACUCUAAUUUCUGAACUUUUUGGCCUUAAAUAUUACUCCACUUUGUACAAUUUUGGAGGGUUGGCUAGCCCAAUUGGGCUGUAUUUGCUCAAUGUGAGGGUCACAGGGUAUUUGUAUGACAAGGAGGCUAAGAAGCAAAUGGCAGCUUUGGGGCUUCAGAGAAAGGUGGGGGAGGAGUUGAAUUGUGUUGGGGGGCAGUGCUUCAAAUUGUCUUUCAUUAUACUUGCUGUGGUGGCGUUGUUUGGUGCACUUGUUUCACUGCUUUUGGUGGUUAGGACAAGGAAGUUUUAUAAGAGUGAUAUUUAUAAGAAGUUCAGAGAUGAAGUGAGAGUGGCUUAG